AUGGCCGAAUACUGGAAAUCGACACCAAAAUACUGGUGCAAGUUUUGCUCCGUGUUUGUCAAGGACACCAAAUUCGAGCGCGCGCAACACGAAGCGACCGGACGCCACCAAGGCAACAUCCAGCGUAGUCUGAAGGGACUACAUCGCGAACAGGAAAACGAGAAGCGCAAUCAGGCGCGCGCACAAGCAGAGGUCGCUCGGCUGAAUGGCAUUGUACCAUCGGCAUCCUCCACUCCUUCCGUCGCGACUGGCGUAGGCGGCAAGCCCACAUUCAAGAAGGAACCCGAGAAGAAAGCCACAGUAGACGACAGGAAACGACAAUGGGAGCAGCUGGCAGCUAUGGGUGUGGCGCUUCCCGCGGCUGCAAGAGGCGAUUUGGCGAUAGCGGGCGAAUGGAAGACAGUAAAGGAAGAAGUCGUGGGAGAAGUCACUGAGGACGGAGAGUUCAAGGCAACAUCGUUGAACAAGGGUGUGCGGAAGCGGCAACUGGAUGAGGAUGAGGAAGAGCAAAAGGCUGCCGGAGAGCUCAUCACCAAACGGAAAGGCUGGGGACACACGUACAAGAGUUUCCCGGGCAGCAAGGGUGGCGAUGACGAUGACAUUGAGAGCUUGCUUAGGAAGAAGAAAUUGCAGCCAGAGGUCAAGAGGGAAGAACCUGGGGAUGGAGUGAAAGCUGAAGUUGAAGAAGAGAACGAGGCCAAGACCCUGCAGGAUAUACCCACGGCUGAAGAAGCGGAAGCAAAGGCUGCCGAGGCCAUUGUGAAAAAGGAGGAGGAUGCGCCAGCUACACCAGCGGUGGUUUUCAAGAAGAGGAAGAAGGCGAAAUGA
Molecule: messenger RNA, 828 nt
Organism: Alternaria postmessia
Lineage: Eukaryota; Fungi; Ascomycota; Dothideomycetes; Pleosporales; Pleosporaceae
Exons: 2
Coding region: 1-828 (275 amino acids)
Biological process (GO): mRNA splicing, via spliceosome
Cellular component (GO): precatalytic spliceosome
Molecular function (GO): RNA binding; zinc ion binding
Source: RefSeq, a predicted model, not a curated record